AUUUAAAACCCCUCAGACCCUCCCUCUCUCCUUUAAACAACAUUAUAUAUCACACACACUGCAUGCUAAUGCGACCAAUUCUCAAUGAGCACUAAAACACAUCUUAAAAUUAGCUCAUUCUGGUGUCUGAGUUCAAACUGCCUGACUAGGCAACAGCGGGAACAUAUCAUCAGAAUUCCCCCUUUGGCAAUACCUGCUGAUUGGGUCCUAAAAAAAGCAAGCCGCUUUUAACUUUUAAUAUUUGGCUCCCGAGUUGUGCCACGAGUAGUCGCGAAAGAUAGAUUUUCCUUCAGUUUUUUUUUUUUUUUUGGAGGAUAGAAAUUAAAAAAAAAUCCAUCAGCGCUGAUUCGUUUUGGUUUGUUUUGUUUGUUUUGUUUUGUUUUUUUCUUCUGCUGUUAAAAAUCUGUGUGCGCAUAUGAGCGCGCAUGUAGGCUUUCUGCUGGAGACGUUUUGCGAAACUUUAAGGAUGAUAUACCUUGGAUGUUUCCUGUUGCUCUGCGAGCUUACGCAUGUCAUGGCAAGUUAUCCCAUCUGGUGGUCACUAGCAGUGGGCCACCAGUACUCAUCACUGGGCACCCAACCUAUCCUCUGUGGCAGCAUCCCAGGUCUGGUGCCCAAGCAGUUGCGUUUCUGCCGGAACUACGUGGAAAUCAUGCCCAGUGUGGCUGAGGGGGUGAAGAUUGGCAUCCAGGAGUGCCAGCACCAGUUCAGAGGCCGGCGCUGGAACUGCACCACAGUCAAUGACAAUCUGGCCAUUUUUGGACCAGUAUUGGAUAAAGCCACUCGAGAGUCAGCAUUUGUUCAUGCCAUUGCCUCGGCGGGAGUAGCAUUUGCAGUGACCCGUGCCUGCGCUGAGGGUUCAGCCACUAUCUGUGGAUGUGACACACGCCAUAAGGGCCCCCCCGGUGAGGGGUGGAAGUGGGGUGGCUGCAGUGAGGAUGUGGAGUUUGGGAGCAUGGUGUCCCGGGAGUUUGCUGAUGCAAGGGAAAAUCGUCCUGAUGCACGUUCAGCCAUGAACCGCCAUAACAAUGAGGCAGGAAGAAUGUCCCUCAGCGACAACAUGUUCCUGAAGUGUAAGUGCCAUGGGCUCUCGGGCAGCUGUGAGGUCAAGACGUGCUGGUGGUCUCAGCCUGACUUCCGAGUUAUUGGUGAUUACAUGAAGGAUAAGUAUGACAGCGCAUCUGAGAUGGUUGUGGAGAAACACAAGGAGUCCCGCGGAUGGGUGGAGACCCUGAGACCUAAGUACAACUACUUCAAACCCCCCACAGAGAGAGACCUGGUUUACUAUGAAAGCUCACCCAAUUUCUGUGACCCUAACCCCGAGACGGGCUCAUUUGGCACCCGUGAUCGUGUCUGCAACCUGACGUCCCAUGGCAUAGACGGGUGUGACCUCCUCUGCUGCGGCAGAGGUCAUAACACCAGGACUGAAAAGAGAAAGGAGAAGUGCCACUGCAUUUUCCACUGGUGCUGCUACGUCAGUUGUCAAGAGUGUGUGAGAGUCUACGACGUGCACACCUGCAAAUAAGGAUGUCUUGUCUUUUCUCACCCAAAUUUAAAGACUCCUGUAGGCAAAAGAACAAAUACAGCAAUUUACCUACAAGAAAUGAAA
Molecule: messenger RNA, 1609 nt
Organism: Scatophagus argus
Lineage: Eukaryota; Metazoa; Chordata; Actinopteri; Scatophagidae
Gene: wnt3a
Product: wingless-type MMTV integration site family, member 3A
Exons: 4
Coding region: 416-1525 (369 amino acids)
Biological process (GO): canonical Wnt signaling pathway; neuron differentiation; multicellular organism development
Cellular component (GO): extracellular region
Molecular function (GO): cytokine activity; frizzled binding
Source: RefSeq, a predicted model, not a curated record